Ectocarpus siliculosus is the source of this 1537-nucleotide messenger RNA. Lineage: Eukaryota; Phaeophyceae; Ectocarpales; Ectocarpaceae. The record is from the annotation of a GenBank genome assembly.
AAUUGCCUCUCCGCUCCCAAGGAAUCCCACGCUAGCCUUCUCGCCCUCUACACUCCAAACUCCACACAUCUUUUACCAUGGCUUUUAAGGCGUUCGCUGUGUUGGUGGCUCUGUGCCUUGUUUCGCUGGCGUCUGGGUUCGUCGCACCAACUGCCGUCGCACGGAAUGUGGCGAUGAAGCAGGCCGUUCAGAUGAGCGCAAAGUCCAGCUUGCCGGCGGCGGCCGUCCCUGCGGCUGCACUCGGGGCGGCGGCGGCGGUCUGCUCCCCGCUCGCCUCCUUCGCGGCCGACCCGUCCAGCGCGCUGGCGCAGCUCCCCACCGAGCUCCUCGCGGACAACGGCACUGCCACCCUCGCGAUCGUCGUGGGCAUGUUCAUCCCGUGCUCGUUCCUCAUCACGCUGUACUUCGGUACCGAGCAGAAGAAGAAGGGCGUCAUCGAGGGGCAAGAGAUGAACAAGUAGAGGGAAGGAAGAAGAAUGAUGACAGUUAAUUUUUUCUUUUUUUUCGUCCUGUUGCACGAGAGCCCGUUUUUUUGUCCCCGGGGGUGUGUGACGACGUGGCUUUUGACCAGUAGGGUCAUGAUCUGAUGGAUGGAUAGAUUGGACGAAUAAGCGCGGGCCGUAAGUUUUUUCGGUGCUGGCAACGGUUUUGGUUCUUUCUCGAAUAGACGUAAAAGGAUUGGAUUGUGAGCGCGAACGCCUUCCGGGUCUCGUCUGUUGUAGUUCUGCGUUUUUUCGGUGCUCUGUAUGCAUGUUUGGCCUGCAGCGUCAAUAGCGGCAGGAAGAGCAACAAAGAAGCCGGCGUACUGGGGGGGCAAAAAAUAUCAAAAAUAUUGCAAGAUUUUGUUAGAUUCCAGAUUCUUGGCCUCGGCUCUGGUGUGUUAGAGUGUUUUAUCCGGUUUCUAUUUUAGAAGCGGGGGGGGUGGCUUAUCAAUGAGCACGCGGGAAAAAUACGAUCGGGGGCAGUUGUGGUGUAGGUGUUGGUGCGGAAGCCCCCCGCAGUCGUCCCGUGCGCGGUUAAGUACGUGGAACAGAACAACGUACGUGCCCUUUGCCGCGAUAAAGGUUUUCGGAAGGGUUUUGUCGCCCGCACAAGCUCGCUGAGAAAAGGAAGAAAUUAUUUUUCGCCUCUGUUUUUGUGUUUUUUUUGUGCGGGGUUUGCGCAGUGGGAGAACGGGCGCUUGCGUCCGUUUUUACCUGUGAUUCCUUCGACGUUUUUGUGGACCCCCCACCCCUUAAUGAAAAUAUCCACGAAAUCUGUCUUCUGUUUUAUCCUUCGAGACUGUCCUGCGGAUGGAUACCGGGUGAACGUUCUGGCUCGCGUGUCUGGUUGUAUUUUCUAACGACGCCCAGCAGAGAUCGAACCUUGAACACCGAACCUGACCCUCUUUUUUCUGGAGGCAGUUGGCGCACGUGGCCGUUCUUGGUUGACGAGCGAGCUAAGGUUCACGCCGUCGACCCUUCAAUAUACACAUUCAUCAAGUAGAUCGUGCAAGAGCUGCUCUUCGUUUGUGUCACGGAUGAGCGAGGCUAUGAUC